UAAAUUCUAAAUUCUUGAUGUUUCCUACCAGUCAGUUGUGAGGCUACUGUUGUCCAGAAAAGCAGAAAGACUCGCGCAGUCCAGCCAGGAGACGUCAAGUUGUCGUGGAAAUUAGAUAACACUCGGAGACUCGUCCUCUGAAGCUGGCUACAAAUCUUUUUUGCUGGUAUGGAAAAUGAUGAAACAACGUUUGUCACCUCGAUCAACCCCAACCAGUUCCCUGGCAAGUUGUGGCGUUUGGUGAACGAUCCUCAGAUUCGCUCAAUCUGGUGGGACGCCAGCGGGGAAGGAAUACUUGUCAAUCAGCUACCCUUCGAAGCUGAAGUGCUUCAAGUACCCAGGCAGGUGACCGAGUACUUCAGAACGACGGACUUCAUCAGUUUCGUUCGCCAGCUGAACCUAUACGGCUUCAGAAAAGAACGCAUAGACUUUGACGUCUCAGACAAUCAACCCAACAGCUCAUCCACUGACGCCCAACUGCACCACUUUCACAACCCGUACUUCAAACGGGAUAAGCCCGAGCUUCUAGUCAAACUAAAGCGACUCACGCCUCUCAACAAGGCCAAGCUCGCCGGGAGAGAGGUGCCCAGGAGGAAAUCAAAACGUAUCCAUCAUGCGAUGCUGAAUUCGCCGCAGGAAACCUCAGCCUUAAUGAACACAGGUUCAGUCUCGCUUGGACAUCAGGGAACCCCUUACCACCAUCCCUGUAAUGGCCCUCAGCAGGAGAAGGACUGCGACAGAACGUCCAAAUCCUCCCAAGUAUUUGUAGUGGGCCAUGGUGAUCCUUCUCCAGUUACUUUAAAUACUAACAACGUUGUGCCGGUCCCUGUGUCCCACCACUUCCCAGUGGACUCGCCGAGUGCACCUCCCUCCAGCGUCAUGCACAUGCAGCAAGGCGUCAUGCCUCAUCACUCACAGUACGGGUUUUACACGCCAGGAUGGAGCCCGGUCCAUUGUUUCACAGUUUCAGUGUGUGUCUGUCUGUCUGUCUGUCUAUUGUCCCAAAUAUCCAUCUUUAAUAGAUAAAAAUUAAGAUAACCGAUAGUCAAUAUAAUUCUAUGUUUUGAUAUUAAACCUUCAGUGCAUAAUUCAGAUAUUCAGAGUCUUCUAACGAGUCAUUCGAACACCUGUUAUAUGUUUAAUGCCUGAACAACAUAGUUCUAAAGUUAGAAUAGAAAAUAAAUGCUGUAAUAAAUAAAUAAAUAAAUAAAUAAAAAGCACACAACAUGCGCAUGCCGGAUUUAAAUAUCUAUUAACAGCUAAUAAUAUCUAUCUAGCAACUAAUAUUUUACUGGAAUGUGUCCCCUUUCACCAGCUCAAACUUCUCAGCAUAAAAUUAAAAAGGGCUGUGGGAGUGUACAGGAGCGGGGUGUCAACACCUUUACAGUCCAUUUUCAGAACAUGAUUGUCCUUCAUGUCAUUCGUCUGUAACUAGAAGCAGGAAGUCCCACAAUGCCUUGCAUGAACUCAGUUUUCACAUUAAUUGAGUGAUUAUUACCCCGUGGUGCUUGGCAGUGUGGUGGGCUUUAAAAAAACAAACAUAUUCUGUUGUUUAUGCAGCAGAUGCAGACACAGCUUAAUGCAUUGUUGUUGUUUUAGUAUGG
This is a messenger RNA of Ictalurus furcatus (blue catfish), 1604 nucleotides long. RefSeq names its product heat shock factor protein 5. Bases 169 to 1026 code for a protein of 285 amino acids. The transcript has 4 exons. The record is from RefSeq and is a predicted model, not a curated record. NCBI's taxonomy places the organism in Eukaryota, Metazoa, Chordata, Actinopteri, Siluriformes, Ictaluridae. Gene Ontology annotation, molecular function: DNA-binding transcription factor activity; sequence-specific DNA binding. Gene Ontology annotation, biological process: regulation of DNA-templated transcription.